Molecule: messenger RNA, 1722 nt
Organism: Gastrolobium bilobum
Lineage: Eukaryota; Viridiplantae; Streptophyta; Magnoliopsida; Fabales; Fabaceae
Product: probable UDP-arabinopyranose mutase 5
Exons: 3
Coding region: 195-1481 (428 amino acids)
Biological process (GO): plant-type cell wall biogenesis; UDP-L-arabinose metabolic process
Cellular component (GO): Golgi apparatus; cytosol
Molecular function (GO): UDP-arabinopyranose mutase activity
Source: RefSeq, a predicted model, not a curated record
CAAUAUCAUCUUAAACUUCGCUUACAAAAAAGAGAGGACGGAAACAACACAGAGAUUCCAGGAUCUGGUGCCCUCCUUUUUCCUUCCCUAUUGUUUGUGAUUUGUGUGACCAAUUCUUUAUUCACAUUCACACCACAAUAUUAGCUAUUUUUUAUAUAUAUUAUUUUUUUCAUGGAAAUGAGUGAAAUGAAUGAAUGAAAACACCACCAUCGCUCUUAUCUCUCACCAUUGACUCAGCCGUCCUUAAUCUCUCCGACAUCUCCGAUCUCUCUCCUAUCCCUGAUCACAUCCUCCUCGACCUCUUCCUGAGAAUAUUGAAAGCUGGAAAGCUGACUGAGAAAGUUCUGAGACUGUUUAUAGCAACUGGUAAGGAUGAAGUCCUCUCACUAGUUCAGGCACUGAAUAUCCAACAUAUUUUGACCCCUGUGCUUCCUACCACAACUAUCAACGAUAAUGAAGUGGACAUUGUGAUUGGUGCACUGCACUCUGACCUUGCAUCUUUUAUGAAUGAAUGGAAGCCAAUUUUCUCCCGUUUCCACUUGAUCAUAAUCAAAGAUCCUGAACUCAAGGAGGAACUCCAAAUUCCUGAAGGCUUUAGUGCAGAUGUCUAUACAAAAUCUGAUAUUGAGCGAGUGGUGGGUUCUUCCACUUCUGUUCGCUUCUCUGGCUACUCUUGUAGAUAUUUUGGCUUCCUAGUUUCUCGGAAGAAGUAUGUUGUCUGUAUUGAUGAUGAUUGUGUUCCAGCAAAAGAUAACACAGGAAUUUUGGUAGAUGCCGUGGCUCAGCAUAUUGUGAACCUCAGGACUCCUGCCACCCCUUUCUUCUUUAAUACACUAUAUGAUCCAUUCCGUAAGGGUGCGGAUUUUGUUCGUGGGUACCCAUUUAGCCUGCGAAGUGGGGUUGAUUGUGCUUUGUCAUGUGGAUUAUGGCUCAAUCUGGCAGACCUUGAUGCACCAACACAAGCUCUGAAGCCAGAACAAAGGAAUUUGCGAUAUGUAGAUGCAGUUCUGACUGUUCCUGUGAGAGCCAUGAUGCCUGUGAGUGGAAUCAACAUUGCCUUUAACCGCGAAGCAAUCGGCCCAGCAUUAGUCCCAGCUUUGAGGUUGGCAGGGGAAGGAAAAUUGAGGUGGGAAACUGUGGAAGAUAUAUGGUGUGGAAUGUGUGUAAAAGUCAUAUGUGACCACCUAGGCCUUGGUGUGAAAAGUGGGUUGCCCUAUGUUUGGAGAACAGAAAGAGGUAAUGCCAUAGAGAGCUUGAAGAAAGAAUGGGAAGGGGUGAAAUUGAUGGAGGAAGUUGUUCCUUUCUUUCAGUCAGUAAGGUUGCCACAAUCAGCAACUACAGCAGAGGAUUGUAUGGUUGAGAUGGCCAAAACAGUGAAGGAGCAACUAGGGAAGGUUGAUCCUAUGUUUUCUGUUGCUGCAGAAGCCAUGGAAGAGUGGGUCGAGAUCUGGAAGUCGGUCGGAUCUGGCCAAAGCUCCUGAACUUUGUGAUUGGUGUGGUCUGGAUUUUUUCAUCUUCUCAUGAGGACUCUUGUGGGAGUGAAGGUUAUUGCCUUACUGGCUUCCAUAUUUCUUUAUUUUAUUUAACUAAUUUAUCUGCUUUAUUUCAAGUUUGUAGUCAACUAAGCAUACUUUUUACCAGACACUGUUAGAUUGAAGGCAGAAUAAAAUGAUAGUACUUAUUGGCUUUGUGAUAAUUGAAUAAAUGCUUUGUCUUGCUUUA